This is a messenger RNA of Colletotrichum fioriniae, 720 nucleotides long. RefSeq lists its product as uncharacterized. Gene Ontology annotation, molecular function: protein-L-isoaspartate (D-aspartate) O-methyltransferase activity. NCBI's taxonomy places the organism in Eukaryota, Fungi, Ascomycota, Sordariomycetes, Glomerellales, Glomerellaceae. Gene Ontology annotation, cellular component: cytoplasm. The record is from RefSeq and is a predicted model, not a curated record. Gene Ontology annotation, biological process: protein modification process.
AUGGCCUGGCGAAGCUCCGGCGCGACGAACAAGGACCUGGUCGAAAACAUGUGGCGGCACGGCCUCAUCAAAGACCAACGAGUUAAGGACGCCUUUCUCAAGGUUGACAGAGCACACUACGCUCCCGCUGCGCCGUACGAAGACUCACCCCAGUCCAUAGGCCACAAGGCCACCAUCUCGGCACCUCACAUGCACGCCAGCGCGACCGAGUCUCUCCUCCCGCACAUCCUGCCCUCCGAGACGAGGCCCGCGCCGCGGGUGCUGGAUGUCGGGUCCGGGUCGGGAUACCUGACGCACCUCCUUGCCGAGCUCGUGGGGGACAAGGGGCUCGUCGUUGGGCUGGAGCAUAUCCAGGCACUCAAAGACAUGGGCGAGACUAAUAUGGCCAAAAGUGUCGAAGGGAGAGCACUUCUGGACAGCGGCAAGGUCAAGUUCCGGGUCGGUGACGGACGGAAAGGCUGGGUGGAGGCGCCGCGGGACGGGGAGGCGGGUGAUUCCACGGGGUGGGAUGCCAUCCACGUUGGUGCUGCUGCGGCGGAGCUUCACCAGGAGUUGGUGGAUCAGCUCCGGGCGCCUGGAAGGAUGUUUAUCCCCGUCGAGGACGACAUUAGCUACGAUCAGUACGUUUGGGCCAUUGACAAGAAGGAGGACGGGUCUGUUGUGAAGGAGAAGCUAUUUGGGGUUCGAUAUGUACCACUGACUGAUGCUCCCAAGGCAUGA